AUGGCAGCUUUCACCGACCUCUCCUUGUACCGCUGGCUCAAGAACUGCAAUCUGGUUCGCGACCUCUCAGAGAAGUAUGUCUUCAUCACAGGCUGCGACUCCGGCUUUGGGAACCUGCUGGCCAGGAAGUUGGUGGACCGGGGCAUGCGUGUGCUGGCUGCUUGUCUCACAGAAGAGGGGGCCCAGAAACUUCAGCGAGAUGCAUCCUAUCAGCUGCACACUACAAUCCUGGAUGUCACCAAGACUGAGAGCAUCCGGGCAGCGGCCCAGUGGGUGAGGGACCAUGUGGGCGAGCAAGGCCUCUGGGCCCUGGUAAACAACGCGGGUGUGGGCCUGCCCAGCGGGCCCAAUGAGUGGCUGACCAAGGAGGACUUCGUGAAGGUCAUCAAUGUGAACCUGGUGGGACUGAUUGAUGUGACCCUCCACAUGCUGCCCAUGGUCAAGAUGGCCCGAGGCCGAGUGGUGAACAUGUCUAGCUCUGGCGGACGGGUGGCUGUCAUUGGUGGUGGCUACUGCGUCUCCAAGUUUGGUGUCGAGGCCUUCUCCGACAGCAUCAGGCGUGAGCUCCACUACUUUGGCGUGAAGGUCAGCAUCAUCGAACCGGGGAACUACCGGACCUCCAUCCUAGGCAAGGAGGACGUGGAGGCGCGCAUGCGCAAGCUGUGGAACAAGCUGCCUCAGCAGACCCGCGACAGCUACGGCGAGGAGUACUUCCGCAUCUAUACUAAGAGGUUGAAAAACUUGAUGCGGUCAGCAGAGCCAAGGAUCACAGAUGUGACUAACAGCAUGGAGCACGCCAUCGUCUCCCGGAACCCCCGCACCCGCUACAACCCUGGUCUGGAUGUCAAAUUCCUCUACAUCCCCCUGGCCAAGCUGCCUACCCCCAUAACAGAUUUCAUCCUUAGCCGGUACCUCCCGAGGCCAGCAGACAGUGUCUGAUUCGGUUGAUGGAGUGUCAAGAAGGGGAAAGAGAAAGGAAGUCUCUCACCCAGAUGGGUUAGGGCUCUCUCUGGACCCGGAAAAGUCAACAAAUGAAAAAUCACCUCCUGCUGGAUCAUGACCCAUUGCCGCC
Messenger RNA from Ochotona princeps (American pika), 1072 nucleotides. It is a transcript of the gene SDR9C7, whose product is annotated as short chain dehydrogenase/reductase family 9C member 7. Bases 1 to 939 code for a protein of 312 amino acids. NCBI's taxonomy places the organism in Eukaryota, Metazoa, Chordata, Mammalia, Lagomorpha, Ochotonidae. Gene Ontology annotation, molecular function: oxidoreductase activity. The transcript has 4 exons. The record is from RefSeq and is a predicted model, not a curated record.